Lachancea nothofagi CBS 11611 is the source of this 1338-nucleotide messenger RNA. The record is from the annotation of a GenBank genome assembly. Lineage: Eukaryota; Fungi; Ascomycota; Saccharomycetes; Saccharomycetales; Saccharomycetaceae.
AUGGCCAGCAUACAUGUGGCAAACAGUCUGCUGCUCAAAAGCGUUCUGCUGCGGCCGAGUUCCAGCAGUUUUCUGACUUUGAAUGGGCUAAACAUAGUCCAUAGAAACAUCCGACAGUACAGCAACAGCAAGGACGGUGACAAGACCGAAGGACCACUGAAUACAUCGCCCAUUGAGUUUGCGUCCAAUAUCGCUGCACGCGAUGCCAAAGAAGUCCGCCAAAAGAUGGCUCAGACUGCUAUGGAAGCUCUCAGUUGCACCGAUGAUACUACGGCCCAAAAAUCCCAAAACUUGCCUUUUGAAGUGAAAGCCGUUGGUCGCGAACAGCGGCAGAAAUUACGGCUGACCACCGACGGGGUUGCUAAAAUGAGCACUGAAAAGCUGAUAAAAACGUACGUUCAGCUGUCCAAACCGAAACUCACAGUCCUAGUAAUGCUCAGCUGCAUAUGUUCUUAUGCGUUGAGUCCAUCAGCUGCAACAGUAUUGGAACUCAUGUCGCUAACAGCCGGCACAGCACUUUGCUCUACUGCGGCUAAUGCCAUCAACAUGGGCCGAGAACCAGAUUUUGAUAGGAGAAUGGUUAGAACCCAGGCGAGACCUGUGGUUCGUGGUCUAUUAACGCCAAGACAAGCUUAUAAAUUUGCUCUUGUAGCAGGUACUAUGGGUGUUUCAGUACUAUAUCUUGGAGUGAACACCACGGUGGCAGCUCUGGGAGCCACAAACAUCGCCCUAUAUGCCUGGAUCUACACAUCUUUGAAACGGAAGCACAUAAUAAAUACAUGGGUUGGGGCUCUUGUUGGCGCUAUACCGCCUUUAAUGGGAUGGACUGCGGCCAAUCCGCUAAGCGACCCAGGUGGAUGGUGUCUGGCCGGAUUCUUAUAUGCGUGGCAAUUUCCACAUUUCAAUACCUUAAGUCACAACAUCAGGAACGAAUAUAAAGACGCAGGCUACGUUAUGACAUGUUGGAAAAACCCAAGACUAAAUGCCCGAGUUGCAUUCAGAUAUUCACUUUUAAUGUUCCCAUUAUGUUAUGGUCUAUCUUAUUACAACGUUACCGAUUGGUAUUAUCAAUUGGAUUCAGCCAUCGCUAAUGCAUGGCUUUCGUUUUGGGCAUUUAAAUUUUGGUGGCAGCAGAGAUACAAUUACUCCGCUAAAAUAAUAAAGGAUAGAAUGAAAUUCAACAAGGGACUCGCAUUGGCCAAUGUGUAUGCAAGAAAAACGUUUUGGGUAAGCGUUUUGCACUUACCAGCAGUUUUAAUAUUGGCAAUUUUGCACAAGAAGGGCCGCUGGGAUUGGUUUUUUGAACCAAAAGACGAUGCAAAGAAAUUACGUGUAUAA